AACUUUGAUACUAAAAGCAAAAGGGAAACAAAACUUGUCCACUUGUUUCCCUCAAUCUAAAACUCAAAUAUAAUAAUUUCACAGUUCCUCUCCGUCGCCAAAUUUUCAUACAAACCAAACAAAAUGAACACUGCUGAUACCUCCUCCAACACCAUCUCCGACGAUCCCAAGACUCCUCUUCUUCCCGUCCAUGAUCGAACAAUCCAACGUCAAUCAAGCUCCCACUCAUCUCUGACUUCCCUUCUCACACCAGGAAAUUUCUACAUCCUCCUAGGGCCUCUUUUGUGUGCCAUAAUAUGCCUGUUGGUGAAGUUAGAUGCUCCGGUGACUAGCCGGAACAUGUUGGCUGUUCUUGCUUGGAUAUUCUCAUGGUGGAUGACGGAGGCUGUGCCUAUGCCGAUCACUUCUAUGGCACCUCUGUUUCUAUUUCCACUAUUUGGAAUCGCUUCUUCGGAUGAAGUUAUGAAAUCUUAUAUGGAUGAUGUGAUUUCUCUUGUUCUUGGAAGCUUUAUUCUGGCUCUUGCUGUUGAGCAUUAUAAUAUACACAGGAGAUUGGCCUUAAACAUUACCCAUCUGUUUUGCGGAGAUCCUGUGAACCCACCACUUCUCCUCCUUGGCAUCUGCGGCACCACAGCGUUUGUCAGCAUGUGGAUGCACAACGUGGCGGCGGCGGUGAUGAUGAUGCCAGUGGCGACAGGUAUUUUGCAGCGGCUGCCGGUGGGUCCGGGCCAAGCACAAAACAGUGUGGUGGGAAAGUUCUGCAAGGCAGUGGUCCUUGGAGUGAUAUAUUCUGCCGCCGUUGGAGGGAUGAGCACUCUAACGGGGACUGGUGUCAACUUGAUAUUGGUGGGGAUGUGGAAGAGCUAUUUCCCACAGGCGGAUCCAAUCAGCUUCAGCACCUGGUCUUUCUUUGCUCUCCCUUUGGCUUUGGUAAUUUUCUUUGCUUUGUGGGCCAUACUUUGUUUGUUGUAUUGCUCGAGAGGUUCAGGGCAAGUCCUCUCUGCUUAUUUGGACAAAGCUCACCUUAAGAGAGAACUUGAAAUGCUAGGUCCGAUGGCUUUUGCUGAAAAGAUGGUUUUAGCUAUAUUUGGGGUGCUAAUAGUCUUAUGGAUGACAAGAAGCUUAACGGAUGACAUUCCUGGCUGGGGAGCUCUCUUCGGUGGACUUGCUGGUGAUGGAACUGUCAGUGUUUUGAUGGCAACACUACUAUUCAUAAUACCAAGUAAGAAGCAAAAGGGUGAGAAAUUAAUGGAUUGGAACAAGUGCAAGAAGCUUCCAUGGGGCAUAAUAUUAUUACUAGGAGCUGGUUUCGCCAUUGCAGAUGGGGUGAAGUCUAGUGGGCUGGCUGAUGUGCUUUCAAAAGCCUUAGACUUCUUGGAGAAAGCACCAUACUUGGCCAUUGCACCAAUUGUGUGUCUCAUUAGUGCCACAAUCACUGAAUUUACAUCCAAUAAUUCCACAACCACCCUCUUGGUCCCUCUGCUCAUCCAAAUUGCAAAAACUAUGAAUGUCCACCCACUGCUUCUUAUGGUUCCUGGAGCAAUUGGGGCACAAUUUUCUUUCUUGCUUCCAACUGGAACACCUUCCAACAUUGUAGGCUUCACCACAGGGCAUAUUGAGAUCAAGGAUAUGAUCAAGACUGGGCUGCCUCUCAAGAUUUGUGGUAUUGCUGCACUUUCUUUUCUAAUGCCUACACUAGGAGCUUAUGUUUUUAGGACAAAUGGAGAAGUUCCAUUUGUGCAAAGUUUUAUGUGAUAAGCAGCUGGUCUCUUCCUCAUUGUAAUAAUUACAUAAUUGUAUUAUAUAUUUUGUGCAAUCAGAGAGUGAAAUGCUCUCAUUAUCUCCAAAAUUUCUUCCUAAAUUUGUGCAUUUCAUUUCUUUUCUCAGUUAUUGUAAAUGUACAUAUGUAGUGGUUCCUACGGUGAAUCACAGUUACAAUCCUAAUUAAGUUCUUAUAAUUAUUCCUCGUGUAA
Molecule: messenger RNA, 1973 nt
Organism: Manihot esculenta (cassava)
Lineage: Eukaryota; Viridiplantae; Streptophyta; Magnoliopsida; Malpighiales; Euphorbiaceae
Product: tonoplast dicarboxylate transporter
Exons: 6
Coding region: 124-1755 (543 amino acids)
Biological process (GO): monoatomic anion transmembrane transport
Cellular component (GO): membrane
Molecular function (GO): transmembrane transporter activity
Source: RefSeq, a predicted model, not a curated record